Molecule: messenger RNA, 1888 nt
Organism: Symbiodinium sp. CCMP2456
Lineage: Eukaryota; Dinophyceae; Suessiales; Symbiodiniaceae
Source: the annotation of a GenBank genome assembly
AUGCUGCGUUCGCUGCUGACGCUGCUCGUUUUGUCGCGUGCCUUGGCACACCCGCGGCGACUGGGGAAGACGCCCUCCUUCGACUCCAGCAGUGCCAGGGAGACGCCAACGAACUUCAGCAUGGUCUCCCGCGUCUACAUUCCCUACAACACCUCGGAUCAGGCGUUGGCAUUCGGCAUGGGUGCGGCCGAGCAGGUCGCCUACGACCACGUGCAGAAGUAUGCUUACGCCGUCUCUGAGCAGGGAGUGCUCAAUGUCAUCGACUGGAACGACGUGGCCAAUCCCCAGGUUCUGUCCAACUAUGCCUUUGACUUCAACGGCGCCAAGCUCACGGACAUCGAGAUCUGCUCCUCGCAGGGGGUGAUGUUCGUGGGCGCCGGUGCUGCAGACACCGUGAGCAAUGGCCAGGUCCAUAUCCUGUCAACAGUCCAGCGAAGCUCGCCGGCAAAGCCCACGAGCUACGGCACGCUCGCCACGGGGCCGCUGCCAGACAUGAUCUUGCCCAACAGUGACUGCAGCAAGCUGGCCGUGGCAAACGAAGGCGAGGGGGAGUACGAGAGCGAGUUGGUCGAUCCGCAGGGCAGCGUCAUGAUCAUCGAAGCCGCCGAUUGGACCAAUCCCACCGCUGCUGUCACCAAGUCUGUCAGCCUGGCCGGCUACACUGACAGCCAGCUGAUGGACAUGGGCGUGCACCUGCCAUUGCCCCUGGAUGCCAUGGUGUACUUUGAUGACCAUUCCAAGUGGAAGGAUGAUCUCAACUUUUCCGCUGCCCGGGCCUCCUACUCCUCUGCCAUGAACCUGGAGCCGGAGUACCUCUCCUGGUCGGCCGACGACUCCACGCUCUUCGUGAAUCUGCAGGAGAACAAUGCUGUCGCCAUCAUCGACGUGCCGGCAACAGGGUCCCCAACGCUCAGCACGAUCUCAGGCCUCGGCUUGAAGGACCAUGGCAGCGUUCCCAUCGAUAUCAACGCCGACGACAAGGCCUGCGUCCAAGCCACGUACACUGGCCUCAUGGCGCUCCGCCAUCCCGAUGCCAUUCAGGCCGUGGAAGUGGACGGCAAGACUUACGUCAUCACCGCCAACGAGGGUGACGACAAGGGCUACGGCGACUUCGACGAGAAGAUGAAGCUUAAGGAUGUCGUGAACGACGACGGAACCGUGGACGGUGACAUGGUUGGCAUGACGGUCAGCGCGAGCGCGCGCAGCACCGCGAUGGCCGUCAGCGCUGUCGGGGACAGCUUGAGGAUCACCGUUGGCUCUACGGCCAUCAACUACACGGACCCGUCGGCUCCGGAGAUUCAGCACAUCGUGGCCUUCGGUGGCCGUGGUGUAUCCAUCUAUGAGCACGGCACAUCCGGCCUGGCGCUCACCUGGGAUUCUGGUGAUCAGGUCGAGAAGGAGCAGUGUGCCCACUACCCCUGGGCGCACAACGCCAUCCAGGAUGAGGAGUUUUCUCCCGUGAACGGCCACCUCUACAUGGCGGCGGGAUCUAAGCUCCGUGAGACCUUGGAUGAGAUGAAUGACCCCAGCAAGGACGGCUGCGCAGAUGGCGGCGACGGCAAGGCAGGUGCGUGCCCUCUCGGUCAGAUGGUGGAUGACCGCUCUGCAAAGGAUGGUCCCGGCGUGGAGGCCAUCGUAGCAGGCAAGGCCUGCGGCUCUCUCCUGGCGGUGACCGCCACAGAGAAGCAGGGCACAGCCUUCGUCUACGACAUCUCCAACAUCGCCUCGCCCACGCUGCUCUUCGUGAAGCAUCUUUCUCCGGCUUCCGAGACCAAGAACCCUGGCGUGGCCUACGCCGACGGUACCCUGGGCGAGAUCGAUCCCGAAGCCAUGAUCUUUCUCGAGGAUGCACACUCCCCUUCGGGCAAGGCUGGUGUGAUGUUCGCAG